Messenger RNA from Adelges cooleyi (spruce gall adelgid), 1942 nucleotides. RefSeq names its product protein mab-21-like. Lineage: Eukaryota; Metazoa; Arthropoda; Insecta; Hemiptera; Adelgidae. The transcript has a single exon. The record is from RefSeq and is a predicted model, not a curated record. The coding region runs from base 242 to 1360 and encodes 372 amino acids.
GACCCGCGCCGCCGUCGACCAGUGCGGCAGUACACCACGUCUUCUCCGUCUAACGUCGUCGCGCGCGUCUACCUCAACUCAUAUCAGUUGUUCCAUUUGAUUCGCUGCCGAAACCCAAACACAACAACACACUAGACUUAAGCAGCGUCUUCGUUUAACAUGUUCCGAUGACACAGUGUAAACGCUUACACGCAGUGUAAACUAAUAGAACCGUAACAAAUUAUUUAGUGCGCCCGGUGACAUGCGAUACGGCGAAAAAAACAUGUUGGUCCCGCAGGAUAUGCUGUCCGCCCAGACCAAGCUGUCGUAUCAGUUGGGCAAAUUCUGGGCAGAGAGGGUGAUGCCGCGCAAGAUGGCCACGGUCAAGACUAUCCGGGAAGUGUGCAAAGUGGUCCAGGACGUAUUGCGCGAAGUCGAAGCCCAGGAGCCCAGGUUCAUAUCCUCUCUGGUCGAGUGCAACGGUCGGUACGAAGGACUGGACGUGGUGUCGCCUACCGAGUUCGAGAUAGUGCUCUACCUGAACCAGAUGGGCGUGCUCAACUUCGUGGACGACGGGUCGCUACCGGGCUGCGCCGUGCUGAAGCUCAGCGACGGACGCAAGAGAAGCAUGAGCCUCUGGGUGGAGUUCAUCACCGCUUCGGGUUACUUGUCGGCCCGGAAGAUCCGAUCCAGGUUCCAGACGCUGGUGGCCCAAGCGUGCGACAAGUGCGUGUACCGGGACUCUGUAAAAAUGAUCGCCGACACCAGUGAGGUGAAACUACGAAUCCGGGAAAGGUAUGUGGUGCAGAUCACGCCUUCGUUUAAGUGUGCGGGGAUAUGGCCGCGGUCGUCCGCGCACUGGCCCUUGCCUCAGAUCCCUUGGCCUCAUCCCAAUUUGGUGGCCGAAGUAAAGACCGAAGGGUUCGAUCUGCUCUCAAAAGAGUGUGUGUCCCUACACGGAAAGCAAUCGGCCCUCGAAGGCGACGCCUGGGUCAUGUCAUUUGUCGAAGCCGAGAACAGGCUCAUGUACGGCGGGUGCCGCAAGAAGUGUCUGAGCACUUUGAAGACACUCAGAGACCGGCAUCUCGAUUUGCCUGGUAACCCGGUAACCAAUUACCACAUCAAAACGUUGCUGCUGUACGAGUGCGAAAAACAUCCCUUGGACGUGGAAUGGGACGAGUCGUGUCUGGGUGACAGGAUCAACGGAAUUUUGUUGCAGUUGAUCUCGUGUCUGCAAUGUCGUAGGUGCCCUCAUUACUUCCUACCGCACGUGGAUCUGUUCAAAGGCAAAACCCCGCAGAGUCUAGAAAACGCAGCUAAACAAACGUGGAGGCUAACCAGAGAGAUAUUGACGAACUCCAGAGCUUUCGACAAACUGUGACGUUGGUAAUAGUGUUGUUGUUUUCUUGUUAAAAUAAUAUUAUUAUAAAAUCCUGUAUUUAUAAAUUUCAUGUUCCUUGAAGAUGAUCGACUAUUGCUAUUAUUAUUUGUUAUUGUUACCAUCACUAAAAAUGUAUAUGUAUAAUGUAUCGCAAAUGUUUUCAAUUCAAUUUUGUAUUAUUGCGAACGCGCCAUUUUCGAUCGUUAAAAUAUUAUGUCGUUGAUUAUUAUUUCUAAUUUUUUUUUUUACAAAAUCCUUUGUUUAUCCCAUAUUUAUGGACGUCGUGUUUGUUCUUUUAUAAUUUGACGACACUAUUACUGUGUGAGUUUACUGACUCAUUUACUUUUAUUUAUAUUAUAAUUUUAAAAAGCCACACAAUACACCACACAAUGAAACAAUUUGUUUACUUUCGAUCUUGGGUUUACAAUGAUAUGUUUUAUUUAAAUCGAAUUUUCAUUAAAUAACAAUAUUAUUCAUUUCUAUGCAUUUAAUUAGUACUAAGAAACAAAGAUGCAAAGUUUAAAAAUGUAUUUGUUGUAAAAAAUGUCACGUUGUUUUUUUGGAAUUGCCUAUAUUAGGUUU